Messenger RNA from Aphanomyces astaci, 3781 nucleotides. RefSeq lists its product as hypothetical. NCBI's taxonomy places the organism in Eukaryota, Oomycota, Saprolegniomycetes, Saprolegniales, Verrucalvaceae. The record is from RefSeq and is a predicted model, not a curated record. Gene Ontology annotation, molecular function: actin filament binding; microfilament motor activity; ATP binding. Bases 42 to 3746 code for a protein of 1234 amino acids. Gene Ontology annotation, cellular component: vesicle; myosin complex; actin cytoskeleton. The transcript has a single exon. Gene Ontology annotation, biological process: vesicle transport along actin filament; actin filament organization.
AGCCGAUUGAUCAGAGCAGGUGUAGUUAGUCGAUCGAUCUCAUGUCACCUGCAGUCGAAAACGUCAAUGACUUGACGGCGCUGGUACAUCUCGACGAAGAGUCCAUUCAGAGGACACUGGAGCUGCGGUUCCAGGAAAACCAGAUCUACACAACCACGGGGUCCAUCCUCGUCGCGUUGAACCCGUUCGAGCGAUUGCCGCUGUACGCUUCAGCGACCAAGGACGCGUACAUUGCUCAUGGCGAUCGAGUCGCCGCGGGCGAAAAGCUGGGCAAGAUGCCACCGCACGUGUACACGGUCGCGGACAAAUCGUACCGGGACAUGCGAACGUCCAGCCGGCCGACCUCGGCCGACGACGCGCUGCCAAACCAAAGCAUCCUCGUGAGCGGUGAGUCGGGCGCGGGCAAGACGGAGACGACCAAGAUCGUUAUGGAGUACUUGGCGUCCGUGUCGGCAGAGGCCACGCACGACACGUCCGUGGACCACGACGCGGUGCGGAAUCGCGUGCUCGAGUCGAACCCGAUUCUGGAAGCGUUUGGGAACGCCCGGACGAACCGCAACAACAACAGCAGUCGGUUCGGCAAGUUUAUCCGGCUCGGAUUCAACACGUCGGGCGUGCUGCUGGGCGCGUCCAUGUCAACCUACCUCCUCGAGCGCGUCCGGCUCGUGUCGCAGGCCAAAGGCGAGCGCAACUACCACAUCUUUUACGAACUGGUGCGUGGGGGCGCGCCGGACCUUGUCGCAGAUUUAGGGCUCACCGCGUUGGCCGAUUUCAAGUACUUGAACCAAAGCGGGUGCUAUGACCGGCAUGAUGGCGUGGACGACGCCGACCAGUUCACAAAGACCACCCAUGCCAUGACUACGAUCGGUAUGAGCGACGACGAGCAGACGGCGGUUAUGCACCUCGUGGCGGCCGUGCUUCACUUGGGAAAUUUGAAGUUUGAAGCUGUGCCAGGCCACGAAAACAACGCGAGUCGCCUUGUGGGGGGAUCACCCGCCACCACUCAUUUGUGCAACCUCCUCGGCGUAACCAUUGACAGCCUAGAGAAGAGCUUGUGCACGAGGGCAAUCAAGACUGGCCGGGAGACGGUGACGGCGUCCCUAGACGUCAAGAAGGCGGACGAUUGCAAGGAAGUGCUGGCAAAGACGAUCUACGGUCGGCUGUUUGAGUGGCUCGUGGACCGCAUCAAUGACUCGAUGAACUACGAAGACACGAGCGUGCCCGAUGUGGACCCGACGCUUCGGUUCAUUGGCAUUGUCGACAUCUUUGGGUUUGAGAUCUUCCCCGUCAACAGCCUCGAGCAGCUGUGCAUCAACUUUGCCAACGAAAAACUCCAGCAACUGUUUACCAAGUACGUGUUUGAGAUGGAGCAAGACGAGUACAAGGCCGAGCAGAUUCCAUGGACAGAUAUUGCCUUCCCCACCAACCAACUCGUCCUCAACCUGUUUGAGUCUCGCAACGGUCUAUUCAAACUGCUGGACCAGCAGUGUAUCUUAGCUACGGGCACGGACGCCGCCCUCGUUCGGUCAUACUAUAAUGCAUUUGCCAUCCACCCGAGCUUCACGGCUACGAAACUCCAGCAAGGUCGGCACCUCUUUAGCGUACUGCACUACGCGGCGCCGGUAGUGUACACUGUGGACGGAUUCUGCGAUAAGAACAAGGAUCACAUCCACGACGAAGCGAUUCAGCUGCUCUCGAGCUCGGCGGAUACGUUUGUGAACGGUAUAUUUCAAGACUACUUUAUGCUGCAGGUGGUGGAGGACACACCCUCGGCGGUGAAUCCGAACCGUCCGCGGCGGUCGUCGGGCAUCAUGAGCUCGUCCGUGGUGAUGAAAUUCCAGCGCCAGAUGGGCAACAUGCUCGAGGUGUUGCAGGCCACGUCUUUGCACUUUAUCCGGUGCAUCAAACCAAACGACGAGCUCACGCCCCUCGCGUACGACCACCCGCGCGUUCUAGAGCAACUGCGCUGCAGCGGCGUCGUCCAAGCCGCCCAGAUUUCCCGCACGGGGUACCCGAUCCGAUUUCCCCACGCCUCGUUUCAGUGGCGGUACCGCGUGCUGUGUCCCAUGAAGCUGCCGCCCACGAUGAUGGUGCCGUUCUUGGUCAACACGUUCCACCUCGUCGACCCAGCCGACCCCCGCCCCCCCAUCCAAGUCGGAUUGUCCAAGGUCUUUCUUGUGUUUUCCGCCUACGAGACCCUCAACCGCGAGUCCGACCGGCGGCUGGCGCGGUCCGUCGUCACGAUUCAAAAGAUGGCGCGGGGCACGCUGGUCCGGCGUUGGGUCAAGCGCGAAACGGCGCGGGUUGUGGUCGUCCAGUCGCUUAUUCGGCGGUUCCUCGCCAAGAAAAUGCUCCUGCGGCUGCGGGCCGCCGAGCGCCGCCGCCAACAGGAACAGGCUGAAGAACUCGUUCGCCAGAAACUUGCUCAAGAAAAACAAGCCCAAAUCGAACGGGAUCUUCAAGCGGCAGCUACUGCUACUGCAGCGUUAUUAGUGGCCAAGCAACGGGAAGCAGACGCGCUCGCAGCCAAGCAGAAACAAGACGACGACGAGAAAGAAGAACGCGCUCAGGCAAGUGCUGCCGCCGCCGCCGCCAUGGCCAUCCCUUCGAAAGAGGACGAGCCGUCGGCAUCGCCGCCAGUUGUCCCCGUGGUGGCCACAAAUCCACCUUCGGGUCGUGGUCGAUCAUCGUAUUUCAACCCGCAGAUCUCGUUCGAACAGUUUGACGACGACGAAGAAGAGUACGAGGUCAAGUGGGAGCAAGGGAUGCUGGGGCUGUACUUUGGCAAGGACGACGUGAGUGGCCUUCCCGUCGUGCGCCGCAUCCACGUGCACCUGAGCCAGUGCCGCGAUAUCCGCAACGUUCGCGUACACGACCUGCUGCUCCAAGUGGGAGCCAAGCGGCUGGGGGGGCAUGAAACGCUGCGGCAGACGCUCGAGUACCUCGGCAGCAUCCCCAAACCAGUGGUGAUGGUGUUCCAGCGCAACGGCCACGAAACCGCACACGAGUUGGCCGACAACGAGUUUGAAGUGCUCUGGGGCAAGAACGAACCGCUCAAAGUGAGUUUUCGCAUGUCUAUGGACCACCAGAUGCCGUUCGUGAGCAACGUGCUGAGCCAGGUUUUCGUCCCCACUGCUCAAGUACGCAGUGGCGACCUCCUCACGCACAUCAACGACAAACCCACCCUCCAAAAGUCGCAGGUCGAAGUGAACCGCAUGCUCACCCAAGAGCCCAAGCCCUGUGUGCUGCGCUUUCGCCGCCUCGAGCCUGGUUCGGAACCCGUACCCCGCAGCCACCGCACUAGUUAUACUGACUAUUCGUCCACUAAGAGUUUAGCGGAAACCAUGAGCUUUGCAGGCAGCGUGGGCAGCAGCAGCAGUUUCCGCGGCAGCAACGUGUCCGUGAUGACAGUGCCGACCCAGUACUCUAUUACGUGGCAAGCUGACGACGGUCCGUUGGGGCUGGUGAUUGCGCCCCGCCUGGAAAACUACAUUGAGGUGGUGCAAGUCAAGGACGAAGGCGCGGCGUACGCGGCUCGGCAGCGCCACCAAGUGUCCAAGGGGGACCUGAUGCUGUACGUCAACCACGACGAUAUCCGCGACCUCGGGUUCCAGCGGGCGAUGCAUAUCCUCAAGACCGCGCCAAAGCCCCUCGUGCUCACGUUCCAGAAGGGUUCGUCGCAGCCGCCGCCACCGUCGACCAACACCACUGGCUACAGUGUGCAUCGAGCCAGCGCAUCACAUUAAUUCACCAUGUAAUUUAUACCGGCCUUGACUUUGCA